AUGAACCAAUCAUUGUAACAAACGGAAUAUUAACCUGCCGGGUGGCCGGCGCUUCGGAGAUUAUAUGGAACCGCAAUAAAUAAGGAGUACGGAGUGCGCGCGCGCCAGUGUGGCACGACGCGACGGUACCGCGCAGGCGCAACACUUGCAGUACAAAGAUGUCUCACACAGUGGUGAGAGGUAAGCCAAAUGCUGCUCAGCUCUACCUCGAUACGGUGCUGGACGCCAUAUUGCUCGAGCGGGGAAUCAAACCUAACGCUGAGCUGAGGGACAAUGUCACGUUAUCACAGAUCCUGUUCUACUCUCUCAAGCAGAGACCCAAAGAAACUUUUAUGAUCAAUGCUGCCACUGAUGAAGUCGUUACCAACGAGCAGCUGCUAAAGCGUGCUGUCUCUCUCGCUCGCACGCUAACCGCAAUGGGUGCGAAAGGGAAGUAUGCUUUCAUGUUGAUGAGGAACCACCAGGAGAUGGCGGUGAUCUACUUCGCUGUCAUGUUCGCGGGAGUGAUCCCCUUCUUAGUGGAGCCUACCUCUACUGUGUUGGAGCUGACCCACUUCCUGAAGCUGGUGGAGCCCAGCAUCGUGUUCCACGACGGAGAGUUCGCGCCGGCGAUGCUCGAGGCGACGCGCGCCUGUCCCGAGCUGGUGCCUACACUAGUACCCGCAGACCGACCUGGCGUCAUCGACAACUUCACUAGAGAGCAACCUGAUGAUGUUGCCAGUUUCCAGGUUGCUGAAGCGUCGAUGGAUGACCCGGUGAUGUUGCUACCGACGAGUGGAUCCACUGGACUACCCAAAGCCACGAUCAUGACACAUCGAGGGCUGGUGGCACAGCUGCCUUCCCCAUGGUCAUACCACACGCAGUUCCCGACCCCCACCGGGCUCGUGAUGAUCCUCACCACCAUCCAGUGGAUGACGUUCACCAUGUUCACCACCGCGUCCACCGUGUACCACACUCCCAUCCUCAUGUCCUCCAAGAAGAUCACGGCGGAACAUGUCGCCGAGAUGAUUGGCAAAUAUCGACCGACGUUCACAUUCUUCUCUCCGGCGUUUGCUGCUUCCUUACUGCCGUUUGUGACGUCAGAACAGUUGAGCUCUUUGAAGACGGUCAUCUUACUCGGAUCUCCUGUGACUGAGCUGCAGAUGAGAGCGUUACAAGACAAGCUCCCUAAGACAGCCCAGCUAUGCGAUGGGUACGGCACCACAGAAACACAAGGCUUCAUCGCCAUACCUGACCGGGACGCGCCGCUCAAGUGCAACGGAUGGGUCUUCAACUUUCUAUACUACAAGAUCGUGGAUGACGAAGGUCACGAGCUGGGGCUGAGGCAGAGCGGCGAGCUGUGGGUCAAGGGAGUCAGCGUUAUAAGGGGCUACCACAAGAACGUGGCUGCGUACGAGGAGACGGUCACCGCCGACGGGUGGUACCGGACGGGGGACGUGUUCUAUGUGGACGAGGACGAGCGGCUCUCGUACGUCGUCAGGAAGAAGUUCAACUUCAAGUACAAGGGCUGCCAGGUGGCUCCAGAAGAAGUGGAGCGCGUGAUAUGCUCGGUACCAGGCGUGCAGGAGAGCGUGGUGUGCAGCUCGGACAGCGGGCCCGUGGCGGCCGUGGUGCUGCGGCCGGGCGCCGACGUCACCAGGGACAGGAUACACUCCGCCGUCAACUCUACUCUGAGCGAACACAAGCGGCUACACGGAGGGCUCGCGUUCGUGCCCUCGCUCCCUCACACUCCCAACGGCAAGCUGAAGAGGAGUGAGUGUAGCCAACUGAUGACACGGCUCAUACAGACCGGCCAGUGUUGCUAGACAUGAUUAUAUUAAUUGUGGGACAACAUGGACAUGUGUGCGUUAGAUAAUACUUCAGUAUAGGAUUACAUGUGUGUGCAUUAGGUAUAGGGAGUAGAGGCGGCUGCGCCCGCCGUGUAAGUCAGUCGUAAUUAAAAUAUAUUUACGUGAA
Molecule: messenger RNA, 1956 nt
Organism: Spodoptera frugiperda (fall armyworm)
Lineage: Eukaryota; Metazoa; Arthropoda; Insecta; Lepidoptera; Noctuidae
Exons: 12
Coding region: 159-1805 (548 amino acids)
Biological process (GO): long-chain fatty acid metabolic process; fatty-acyl-CoA biosynthetic process
Molecular function (GO): long-chain fatty acid-CoA ligase activity
Source: RefSeq, a predicted model, not a curated record